Molecule: messenger RNA, 1933 nt
Organism: Cuscuta epithymum
Lineage: Eukaryota; Viridiplantae; Streptophyta; Magnoliopsida; Solanales; Convolvulaceae
Source: the annotation of a GenBank genome assembly
AUUUUAGAAUACAAUAUAGAGAAAAAACUACAACUAAUUUAUCACUCCGUAUAUACACGGUUGCGCCUCAAAUGCUGAGAGGAAUCUGACCAGCACAUUUCAGGCGGCGAGGGAAAGAGUUGAAAAUCUUGCACAAUCAACCAGCCGCCAUGGAUUUCAGGGGCUAUGGCCGACUCUACAAGCUCUUCUUCUUCUUCUCCCUCGUCGCUGUCGUCUUGCUGCAUUGGGGAACAGCAACCAGUUCUGCGUUGCCGGAAGAAAUCCCAUCAAAAAAAAACUCUGUUUCUCGGACGAUCAGUUCUAACUCGGUCCUGCUCGCCCUUCUGGAUUCCCACUACACUGACCUCUCUGAGCUCAUCGAGAAGGCCCUCUUGCUUCAAACUCUCGAACAUGCCGUUUCCCUUCACAACAUCACCAUUUUCGCGCCGACAAACGAGGCAUUGGAACGAGAUUUGGACCCGGAGUUCAAGCGUUUCCUGCUUGAACCCCGAAAUCUCCGGCCCCUACAGAGUCUUCUUCUCUUCCAUAUCAUACCCACUCGCUUGGAGUCCUAUAAGAACUUUCCGGCCGGAGGGUCUCUCCGCCGUCAGACUCACUCUACCCUGUGCCGUGAAGACGGCGGGGAGAAUAUCGUCGUCACUCGGAGAGAGGUGAGUGGGGUUAAGAUUGUCCGGCCCGACGAUGCUGUCCGCCCCGAUGGUGUGAUUCACGGGAUAGGGCGCGUGUUGAUUCCCAAAUCGGUUCAGCGGGAUUUCAACGCUCGCCGGAGUUUGAGAGCAAUCUCCGCUGUCCUCCCCACCGGAGCCCCGGAAGUGGACCCCAGGACUCACCGACUGAAGAAACUCGCGAUUCCCGUUCAUGUCGGUGCCCCUCCAACCUUACCCAUUCAGGACGCGAUGGCCCCGGGGCCAUCUCUGGCGCCGGCGCCGGCGCCGGGACCUGGUACGCACCGCCGACACUUCGACGGCGAGAGUCAAGUCAAAGAUUUCAUCCAAACGCUCCUGCACUACGGCGGGUACAACGAACUGGCGGAUAUUUUGGUAAAUUUGACAUCUUUGGCCACGGAAAUGGGAAGAUUAGUGUCGGAAGGUUACGUGCUGACAGUUUUAGCGCCCAACGAUGAGGCGAUGGCGAAGCUGACCGCCGACCAAUUGAGCGAGCCAGGGUCGCCGGAGAAGAUAAUGUACUAUCAUAUCAUACCGGAGUACCAGACGGAGGAGAGCAUGUACAAUGCGGUGAGGAGGUUUGGGAAGGUCAGAUACGAUACGCUGAGAUUGCCACAUAAGGUGGUGGCGGAGGAGGCGGACGGGUCGGUGAAAUUCGGGGACGGCGAAGGGUCUGGUUAUUUGUUCGAGCCAGACAUUUACACCGACGGGAGGAUUUCUGUGCAGGGGAUCGAUGGGAUUCUGAUCCCGGCGGCGGAGGAGGAGAUUGUUGAUAAGGUCGCCGCUCCUAAGUCCGUCCGCGUUCAUAAUAUUAAUAAUAAGGUUGUUCCAAAGCUAAGAAGAGGAAAGUUGAUGGAGGUAGCUUGUACCAUGUUUGGGUCUCUUGGCCUAGCCGCAGCCUGUUCUUGAAGUAAUACAUUGAAAAUUAGUGAACAAAAGGACCUGGAAUCUGCUGUGGUUUAGGUCAACUAUGUUGACGGUCUUCUAAAAGGAAAAGAUGGGUGAAGGGGGAAAGAUGCAACACAGAUUCUCGUCUUGCUCUCUGUCUUGUCUUUUUAUAGCCACAAUUGUAAUUACCCACUUCAAUUUUUUGUGUUCCUAUUUGUGGCGUAUUAUUUAAGCUCGUCUUGGCUUACAUUUUGGUGUGCCAAAAAAGAAAAAAAGAAACCAGACAUAUUUCUUACUUGUUUCUAAACAGCAGAACAUGGGUGGUGGACCAGGUGUGAGAUAUGUUUUUAGCCUCUAUGAAAGUGUGCAUUCUCAGCUUG